This is a messenger RNA of Sorex araneus (European shrew), 828 nucleotides long. It is a transcript of the gene MSANTD5, whose product is annotated as Myb/SANT DNA binding domain containing 5. Lineage: Eukaryota; Metazoa; Chordata; Mammalia; Eulipotyphla; Soricidae. The transcript is spliced from 4 exons. Bases 1 to 828 code for a protein of 275 amino acids. The record is from RefSeq and is a predicted model, not a curated record.
AUGGCAGCUGAGACCACUGAAAUGCUGAUGGCGAUGAAGAGUGACGUUGCUGAACAGUCGCAGGAGGACCAGCAGGAAGCAGCCGCUGCCCCGAAGCCUUUAGGCCCGCAGGCUCAGCCCUGGAGCGGGGACGAAAUCCGGUGCUUCAUCCGUGAGUGGGAACUCCUGGGCGACCCACGCGGGAGGAAGGAUAUCAAAACGGCUAAGGCGAUCGCACAGAGGCUGAGGGCCAGGGGCAUCCUGAGGAGCCGGAAACAGUGUCUCUGCAUGCUGGAGAACCUGCGAGAAAUGUACUGGACCGUCCACCGCGCCAACCAGCGGCCGCGCGCCCAGCCCCUGCCCUGCCCCUUCGGAGAAGCCCUGCACCGACUCCUGGGGCCCGGAGGGCAGCACCCGGCCUCCGAUCCUCCCAGUGAGUGUGGGGUCCGUCUCGCUGCUCCUGGGGCUCAGGCCCAGGCCUGGGGACCACCAGCUCCCUUUGAGGGGCCACUGUGGACGCCCCCACCGGUGAUAGAAGCUCCGUGGACGCAGCUGCCCGUGGUCCCUGCAGGCGCCCAGUGGGUCAGUUGGCAGCCCGGUCACCCCGCCCCGGCCUUCUGGUUCCCUCCAGGCCUGCCUGCCUUUGUGCCCCUGGGCUUUGUGCCUCCCAUGGUCUCCAAACUCCCCGCUGUCCCCAGCCCCUCGACAGCCCCUAGCCCCCUGAAGGCCUCCAGCCCCCCAAAUGCCCCCAGUUCCCUGACUAUCCACAGCCCCGAUGGGCCCCAGCCCCUGGACGGCCACCAGCCCCCAGUAGCCCUCAGCCUCCCGGCUGUCCCCGCCCCCCAGUAG